CUCAUUGGUACUACCUACUCUUUUCGACCGCUUCUUGAUCUCUGCAAGUGUAUUCUCUGAAUGAUAUACUCCGAGUACAUAAGUAGGAUAACAACAACGGCAAGGGAGCUGGUCCUAGCUUUGCAGGCCUAAUCUCGAUACCUCUCCGGGUAGCCUCAACGCCGCUUUCCUUCUGCCACUUUUUUUGUUCCCAAGAUUUGGAUUUAUUUUAAGAGCAUUCCCACCUCUGGAAAUGUCUAGUCCAACAAGUACCAGAUUGUGCAGCUGUCAAGAUGGCCCAUGCUCAACCAACCCCCGCAAGGCCAUCGCGAAGUCAUGGCCUUGAUUUCCUCAGACGACAGCAUUCCGCUCCCCGAGCCGGACUUCUUCAAUGUUCAUCACAGAAUCGCAAAUAUUCUUGAUGCACGUGGGAUUGGGGCAAGGAUCGAGGCAAAGAUUGAGGCUUCUCAGAGUGACCCUGAGAAUCUGAGUCCUGACGGCACAACUGACUUGGGGUCUAUCCUACGCCGGAAGAUGCUGAUGGACUUUUAGACGAUAGGAUCACACGGCCUGGAUAUCCAAGGCUAAAGGGAUAGUGAACCAGCGUGGACGAGCGUCCUCUGUCGUUGAGAAGCUGCGUGCAGGCUGAGGGUAGGGAGCACAAGCUGGACACUGAAAAUAGAGAUGGAUGCUCAGUCUGACCGUCCUACGGGACAGCAUGGGGUCAAGAAGACUUUGUACGAUAAAAAGACCGAGACGACGUCACGACAAUGCAUAGUAUGAUGAAGGAGAUUAAAUCAAGACACAAAACGCAUGAUAAGAUGGACAGUCUUUGUUGAGUCGGGCAUAGCUUUAAGCCUCG
Colletotrichum acutatum is the source of this 841-nucleotide messenger RNA. RefSeq lists its product as uncharacterized. The transcript has a single exon. NCBI's taxonomy places the organism in Eukaryota, Fungi, Ascomycota, Sordariomycetes, Glomerellales, Glomerellaceae. The coding region runs from base 280 to 531 and encodes 83 amino acids. The record is from RefSeq and is a predicted model, not a curated record.